Molecule: messenger RNA, 1525 nt
Organism: Porites lobata
Lineage: Eukaryota; Metazoa; Cnidaria; Anthozoa; Scleractinia; Poritidae
Source: the annotation of a GenBank genome assembly
AUGGCAUCCAAAGGAAACGCCGAGGUUAAUUACGUCCAUCAAAAUGCUAUUUUGUGCGAAACAAUCAAGAAAGAGCAGAGAAAUCACAAGCUAUACACAAACUACAGCAUAAACCCAUUCAAGAAAAGUAAGAAGGAGACAAGUGUUUAGCAUGGCAUCCUUUUGUUUUCUCAAAAAUAAGUGAUGAUUUUGAUAAAAUUCAGGUUCUAAUAGGUUAAUUUUUUUGUAUUUCGUAGUGUACACAUUAACCAGAAAGCCAAAUUCUUUGCACGACUCCGCGGAUGGUGAAGAAGAUGGUGAGAAACAAGACAGCCUGAAUAUAGAUUCUUGAGCUUCCCAUAUAUAUAGCAAUCAUACUACGGUACACUGCUACUUUACCAUGACAUUAAUAUUACUAUCCUUGUUUCUACAGAUCAUUUCUUAGAAGUGAUCAAGAAAUCCAAUGAAACACCUGUUAAAAAAUUUCAAUUUCCACAAACAUCAGCGCAGGAAAUAGGAUGGAAUACAGAGCCUCUGGUGAGUGUUUUUACCGUGGUAGCUAACUUUCUAAAUCGGGGGAGUAACUGAAGAAUGCCUUGCAAGUCGACUGCAUUACUAAAAAACAGUCACUUCAUUGUAGGUGAAAACUGUUCUCAGUUGAAAUCAGAAUUUCCUUUGCCUCCUGAGUAUGGCCAGGAGGCAAAAGAACAGCUAAACUUCAAAAUACCCAGCCACUUUUUUGCAUAUCAUUGAACAACAAAGUGUCUAUUGUGUUAUACCUCGUUCUUUAAAGCGUUCCGACAAAUAUAAAUGAUGUGGCCAGGUAUUAAGUUGCUCCAAAAGAACUUCUGAAUCAAACUACAGUGGAACCCCACUCUACAGAUACCUGCCUAAUACAGACACCCAUACAAUGGACAGUCUCAUUUGCACCAACAGUGAAAAAGCUCAUAUAUUACUUCUAAAAAUAACUCGCUUCAUACAGACACCCGGAUAAUCCCACUGGUGUCUGUAUUAAUCGUGUUACACUGUAAAUGGUGAAUACUGGUUAAACCUGAGAAGGGAUUAUACCUACAGUGGUAGUCAAUCAACGAAAUUGGCAGAUUAGCAAUCAGUCAUAACUCAUAACAAAAAAAGUUCAACAUAAAAUAAACAUAUAGUCAUGUAAGUUCCAAUACAUUUGGUGGAAACUUUGGAUGUGUGGACCAAAUCGAAGAAAAAAAGGGGCAGGAGGCGCCAGAAAUGCAAGGUAUCGGGGAUGAGAGGUUUGGAACCCCAGUCCCUCCUCACAGACCUUUACACUGAUAAACCUUAAGCAAAAGAUAUUUAACCCGAAGAGCUUCAAAGAAUAUCAUUUUAGGUCUUACUUGCCAAAAGUGAGUCAAUUCUUUUUGACUUGGAUGUAUCUGUUUAGAAACUUAAUUUCUUUUUCCAGAUUGACAGAUUGUGGAAAGACCGCUUAGAACAUCCCAUAGUUAAUGCUGAAAUAACAAAGUUCAUGGACAAGAAAUGGAUGGUUAAAGAACAACAGGAUAUUAAUCAGAGUUGA